AUGCUCAAGAAAGAGGUCCUGGUCACAUAUACCUUCUACCCCUCAGGGAACCAGGACCUGCGAAAUGCCGUCGCUGGGCUUGAGGAGCAGUUUCCGCUGCGUAACCUUCACUGGAAGAGCAGCACGCGGCCGGCACUCCGUACGAUCCAGGAGGUCGAUAUCAAGUUCAUUGAGCUCGGCGAUGUUGCGCCGGCCAAAGGGACGGUGUCGGCCAGUGUGCUUGACACGCCGCUUGUGAACGUCUGCUUCGUAUCCUGUGAUGACGACAAUGUGUAUAAGAAUAACACGCGAUCAUUCAUCAAGGACUGGCUUGCGCUGCUUCAGUCCAGGAAGAACGGACACACUUCUGUGAUUGUGCUGGUGAACGCACCGACAGCGACCGGCGCUGCGCCGAGCUCGAAGAAUGUAUUCGGGCGCGACAAGGGGAUCAUCGCCAAACUAAAGGCUGAUUUCAACCACAACAAGCGAGACAUCUGCGCGCAGAUCAAUCUCCCGCCAGCGGGCACAACAGACCCGGCCGCGUGGCCGGAUGUCGUUAACAAGCUCAAAGAGAGCUUGUUGAUUGCGUUCGACAGUGCGGUGGUCGAGCGAGAGGAGGAGGUCAAGCGAGGCGAGGCGCAGCGCGUCACCGUCGGCUGGAACUUCUGCACUUGGUUCCUUCUGAAGGAAAGUCUGGCCAACUCGUUCGAGGGCGUCAAUCUGUACGAGGACGCGCUGGUAAUCUACGAGGAGCUUGAGGCGGCAUUCCUUCAGGUGCAAAAGGAGCAGAAUCUGAGCUGGUUUGGCGCCCUCGGUGGAACUGGCCCGCGAGACGACUCGCUCCCCAUUCUCGAUACAGACGCGAAACCAUACCGAGACUUGCUCAUCCAGAGCAACAUCACUGUCUUCGACUUCAGGGUAUACGUGUUUGCCCGCCAAUGCCAGCUGCUCGGGAAGAUUGGGCGCAUCACAGAAAUCGCCAAGCGCGGGCAGUGGUUUGUCGCGAGCUUGGCAAGACGCUUGCGCGAGGCCAAGGGCGACCUACCCGAGUUCUUCAUUGAGAGCUGGACAUUCACUGCGUGCAUGGACCUCGUGGCGCGCUGCGACGAGUGGUCCCGCCUCGACCGUCCGAGCGGCGACUACUCUGGGUUGAUAGCGUACGAGUCGGCGCGCUCAGAGCUACUCGAUGUCGCGCGGAUACAGGUCGAGCGCAUCGGUGUGGCGACGGGAAAGCUGCCGGACCGUUAUCCUUACAAGGCGGCGGCAGAUGUUUCGGAGGCCGAUGAUGAGAAGUUAUAUGCUGCCUCCGAGACAGGUAGCAUCGUGAACCCAGACGCGGACCCGGCGUCACCUAGACCGGCGCUGUCGAACCAGACGUUCAUGGACGCUAUUAAAAACGAGGAGGUUUUCUUCAACCUGUAUGAGGACUACUCAAGGCAAGCGCUACAAGCGUAUCAGUCUUGUGGAAAGGUCAACUCAAUGAUCCGGAUCAAGACUGGACUUGCUGCGCUCGCGCUGUACGCAGAACAUUAUGACCCAGCGUUCGAAUACUACCGCUCGCUCGCCAAGGAUUGCUUGGAGCUACAUGUGUGGGACCGUGUGACCAAGUUUGCGCUUGAAGGUGCGCUGAUGUGUCAUGCCAAGCUGGGGAAAGAGCAGAAUGCGCAAUGGGUCGCCUGGGCACUCGAGUAUCUUAACGCUUGCGCGGUGACCACCGCGGCGGAGGGCGAAACGGCUCAGCUUGAAGCCACUACAGCCGCACUGCGAGUCCUGACGGAAAGGCGACAGGUGCCAAACGCCAAUAUCUUCAAGAUGAGGAUACUAGACCACGCUGCCGAGCUCGAUCAAGAUGUCAGUUUGACGUACCUCAAUGUCGAGGUAGAAAACACGCUGCCAGUCAACAUGGCUGUCGACAAGGCCGCGCUGGAGUUCGACUCAGACAUAUUUGAGAACAUUACUUACGCGACGGACCCAAUGGAAUUCAAGCCGGGGAAGCAGGUCGUCAAGUUUUACUGCUCAACAUCCAUCGCCGGUCCAGUCACUCUGCGUCAGACUGUCGUCACGUUCGGUGCGAUCUCGUUCAUCGCUGCGUUCCCCAAGAAUCAGCUCAUCGUCCCGGUGCACCGGAACCUUCUGGGGCUGCGGACCGUGUUGCGCAUGCCUACGCUGAUCGACUUGGAUCAGGAGAAGAAGGUUGCCCUCGAAGUACACGCCGGGAAGCAGGCGGUCGCGGCGGCGAGACUUGUGGUUGCGUCACAGAUGGAGGAGGUGGGCUUCAUGCUGGAGCACGCGAGCUGUGAAGGGCGACAACUCGACCUCUCCUCGCAGAGCAUCGGAAUUGGAGACCUGGCGGCCGACGAGAUCGUUACGAUCAGCGUCCCCUUUGCGGGGCUGCCGAGAGGCGACCUUGCGAAGACCCAGAUUGUGGUGCAAUACGAGACCUCGGGUGGCCGCGUGUGCACGUACAUCGACCAGCAAACGAUCGAUGUCGGGCUGCCGAUCCUCGUGAACGUGCAGGAUUUCUUCAGACCGGAUGUUCUAGUGUCAAGCUUCACGAUCGCCUCGGACGGGCGGGAAUACGUGCGCGUCGGCUCCGUCGAACUGAAGACGCGUGACCCGUUCUCCAUAGAGCCUUGCCGUCCAAAGUGGGACGAACCACUUCUCGUGACGCCGACGCAACCCAUGUCCUGUCUCUUCAAGGUGCGCCCCAGCGGCAGAGUAUCGUCGGGCCAGGCCGUUGGCCUUCUCAUCAAGUACCAGACCGUGACGGAAGAAGUCGACCUUCUAUCCCAAGCGGCGCUGGACGCGCUGCCCGAUUCCUGCGCCAAGCUCGGCCGCGCCGUGCGGAAUCACAUCGAAGACCGCCCUGCGUGGCUGCAGCCAUACCUCCUCUCGUCAGAUGUGCGAGACAUCUUCGACGAUCGUUGGCGCCAAAGUGUCUCAGAUCUUCCGCAGCGCACCGUGGACGCAUUUAUCUCGGCGCUGCAGCCCUCGGUGCCGCAGUGGAGAACGCUGCGCGUGCCCGUCGAAAUACCGCUCCGCCGCCUCCUGACGACGGUGACGCUCACGCUGUCCGGCGCCCCGAUGGCGAUCUACGAAGGCCGCGCACUCGCGUUCGACCUCGAGCUCUCCACUUCGCUUGCGUGGCUCGGCGAACCGCCGUCUGAGAUGAUUGUGUCUUACGAGCUCACGGCAAAUGCCGAGGACUGGGCGAUAGCGGGCAAGAAGCGCGGCGUGUACGUAGCCGACCCGGCAUCUCCUCAGCGGCAAAGCAUUGUCCUCGUCCCCGUACGCCAUGGGUCGCUCGCCCUCCCGCCCGUGUCGGUGCAACUCGUGAACGGCGGUGGCAUUGUGUGUGAGACGUACAUUGCCAACGCAGCACAGGGUGUUAAGGUUCUCCCAAGCCGGACGGGGAUGACCACGCUCGUGCCGAUCCAGAGGUGGGAAGAGCAGUAAUGUGCGCACCGCGUCAGAUAACCAUACCCAGCAUCAGAUGUAACCAUGUACUAGUUGAAAACAUGCAUGCAAAAUGAGUCUAAUACAG
Messenger RNA from Cutaneotrichosporon oleaginosum, 3523 nucleotides. RefSeq lists its product as uncharacterized. The record is from RefSeq and is a predicted model, not a curated record. Lineage: Eukaryota; Fungi; Basidiomycota; Tremellomycetes; Trichosporonales; Trichosporonaceae. Gene Ontology annotation, biological process: early endosome to Golgi transport; intra-Golgi vesicle-mediated transport. Gene Ontology annotation, cellular component: TRAPPII protein complex.